UCUCUCGGUCAAGUUCUAUAUAUAGCGCGUUGACAUGAGAUGAAGAUAUAACAGGCGAUCGACAAUAGAGAGCAGAGCAAAGCGUAGAGAGCCGCCGCCAGCGUAGCGAGACAAAGGAAAAGUUCUGCUCCACACUCACACAAAUUGUUUUCAAACAGCGAGCAGCAGCGCGGUUAGUUCUUCUUCGAGCGUCGAGCGUCGAGCGUUACGCAAGUCUUCUGCAUCGGCUCUUCAGUUGGCUGUUUGGAAGAUGACACUGCCGCCCACAACUUGUGCCUAUUGUCAGGCCAAGGCCUCGCAGCUCUGCACCGCCUGCCGCAGUGUUGUCUACUGCAGUCGCGAGCACCAGAAGGAGCACUGGAAGCGUGGACACAAGCUGGAAUGCAAGUGCUAUGAGGUGGCCAGCAACGUGCAGCUGGGCAGGCAUUUGAUUGCCACGCGCGACAUCAAAAUGGGCGAGCAGAUACUGAAAGAGGCGCCGCUGGUCUUUGGCCCAAAGGUGGCGGCUACGCCGCUUUGCCUGGGCUGUCAUCGCAAUCUGUUGGCACCAGAGCAUCCCGCAAAGGACUUUUACAAAUGCAGCGGCUGCAGCUGGCCCAUGUGCUGCAAGGAAUGCGAGCAGUCGCCCUAUCAUGUAGACGAGUGUCGUCUCAUUGCCGCCAGCAACUUUGAGUGCAAGAUUAGCUACAAUGCUGUAGAGCCGGAGCGCAAGGAGUCCGCCUAUUGCGUUAUAUUGUUGCUGCGCUGCUUGCAACUCAAGUCCAGCAAUCCCGCUGGCUUUGCGCAAAUGAAUCAGCUGCAGGAUCACUUGCAGGAGCGUCUACAGACGCCACUCUACCAAGUACUGCGCGCUAAUCUUAUUACCUUUAUCAAAACCGUGCUGGGUCUGCGCGACUGGUCGGAGAUGGACAUACUACGCAUUGCUGCCAUACUGGACACCAAUGCCUUUGAGGUGCGACAGCCAAGCGAGCGUCGCAAGGUGCGCGCUUUGUUUCCGGGCGCUGCCAUGAUUAACCACGACUGUGUUCCUAACUUGCGGCAUCGCUUUGAUGAUGAUAUGAACAUAAUAUUCUUAGCCAAGCGCAAAAUUGCCAAGGGCGAAAUUUUAAGCAUCUCCUAUACGCAGGCCUUGAGGAGCACCAUACAGCGGCGAGUGCAUCUGAAGUUUGUCAAGUGCUUUGACUGUGCCUGCGCUCGUUGUGCAGAUCCCACGGAGCUGGAUAGCUUUGCAGGCGCGCAGCUGUGCGUCAAGUGCAAAGUAGGCAAGGUAAUCUCAAUGAAUCCCUUGCAAAACAAUGCCAAUUGGCAGUGCCAGCUUUGCAAUUUGAAGGUGAAUGCAAAGCAGUACUUGGCCAAGGAUGCUGCAUUGCAAUCUGAGCUUGAGGCGCUUGACAAGAGCCAGCCCUCGGUCUUUGAGGAUUUCAUAUAUCGCCAUCGUAUUGAGCUACAUGAGACAAACACACACGUGCUUCAAGCGAAAUAUGCGUUGACGCAGCUCUACGGUAGUGCGCCAGGCUAUUCCUUGGAGGAGCUAAGCGAACAAGACUUGACGCGCAAGGUGCAACUCUGUGAGGAACUAUUGCAGCUGGCAAACAUCUUUGAUAGCGGGUGGAGCAUGUUUCGUGGUAAUCUGCUUAUCGAAUUGGAGGAAGCUAUUGUAACUCAAGCGCUGCGGCUCACAGAACCAACUGAGUCUGAAGCGAAACUCAAAGAAGCCACACAGCUGCUGAAAGAAAUUAAUAGCAUUAUGAAAACUGAGCCAGAGAUGCAACAUUUACUUGUGGAAGGUAAACAAUUGCUAGAUGAGGCUCUGGCACGUUUUGCAGUCCAAUAAUUAAAGUAUUUCAUUUAUUUAAAGAAAAAAACUAAUUGUAAAUAAAAUAAUUAGUUCAGA
Molecule: messenger RNA, 1894 nt
Organism: Drosophila busckii
Lineage: Eukaryota; Metazoa; Arthropoda; Insecta; Diptera; Drosophilidae
Gene: SmydA-2
Product: SET domain-containing protein SmydA-8
Exons: 3
Coding region: 251-1834 (527 amino acids)
Molecular function (GO): protein binding
Source: RefSeq, a predicted model, not a curated record